GCUGAUCAGAGGGAAAUGCAAGUGCCGGGCACUGAUGAUCAGUGCCCUGAUGAUCGGUGCCCAGCAUUGCCACCCGCAAGUUCCGCCCACCUGUGCCCAGCAGUGCGCCCACUAGCUCCGCCCACCUGUGCCCAGCAGUGCACCCACCUGUGCCCAGCAGUGCACCCACCUGUGCCACUCUGCAGUGCCACCUACCUGUGCCCAGAAGUGCCACCUACCUGUGCCCAGCAGUGCCACCCACCUGUGCCCACCCACCUGUGCCCACCAGUGCCACCCACCUGUGCCCACCCACCAGUGCUGCCCAACAGUGCCACCCACCAGUGCAGCCCAGCAGUGCUGCCAGUCAGUGCCACCAGUCAGUGCCCAGGGGUUGUGCCAGUCAGUGCCGCCAGUCAGUGCCCAGCAGUGAUGCCAGUCAGUGCCGUCUAUCAGUACCCAUCAUCAGUGUCACCUAUCAGUGCCGCCUAUCAGUGC
Molecule: messenger RNA, 474 nt
Organism: Staurois parvus
Lineage: Eukaryota; Metazoa; Chordata; Amphibia; Anura; Ranidae
Source: the annotation of a GenBank genome assembly